AUGGAGGGCGCGAUGGCAGUGCGGGUGACGGCCGCUCAUACGGCAGAAGCCCGGGCCGAAGCCGGGCGGGAAGUGGGCGAGGGCGGGGUUGCGGCGGCAGCGGCCUUGGCUCCCGGAGGCUUUCUUGGCCUCCCGGCGCCCUUCAGCGAGGAAGAUGAGGACGAUGUGCACAGAUGCGGCCGCUGCCAGGCAGAGUUCACGGCCUUGGAGGACUUUGUUCAGCACAAGAUUCAGAAGGCCUGCCAGCGGACCCCUCAGGAGGCCCUGCCUGCCACCCCUGCCACUGCCGCCACAUUGCUGGGCCAGGAGGUGGUGCCGGCAGCGGCAGGCCCAGAGGAGCCCAUCACCGUGGCCCACAUUGUGGUGGAGGCAGCCUCUCUGGCCGCAGACAUCAGCCACACGCCUGAUCUUGUUGACGGUGGGCACAUCAAAGAAGUCAUCGUGGCUGCUGAAGCGGAGCCGGUGGACAACGAGACAGCAGAGGCUCUGGGCAGCCCCAGCCGGCAGGGGCAGGGGCUCGGGCACACUGGGGAGGGCGAGCAGGCCCAGGUCAAGCUGCUGGUGAACAAGGACGGCCGCUAUGUGUGCAUGCUGUGCCACAAGACCUUCAAGACGGGCAGCAUCCUCAAGGCACACAUGGUCACCCACAGCAGCCGCAAGGACCAUGAGUGCAAGCUGUGUGGGGCCUCCUUCCGGACCAAGGGCUCGCUCAUCCGGCACCAUAGGCGGCACACGGACGAGCGCCCGUAUAAGUGUGCCAAGUGUGGGAAGAGCUUCCGGGAGUCGGGUGCACUGACCCGGCACCUCAAGUCUCUUACCCCAUGCACAGAAAAAAUCCGCUUCAGCAUGAGCAAGGACGUGGCUGUCAGCAAAGAGGACACGCCUGCAGGGUCCGGCACCUCCACCAUGGGGACAGUUACGUCAUCAUCAGUGACAGGCGAGCCCAUGGAAACAUCACCCGUGAUUCAUCUGGUGACAGAUGCCAAAGGCACCGUCAUCCAUGAAGUCCAUGUCCAGAUGCAGGAGCUGCCCCUGGGCAUGAAAGCCCUGGCCCCAGAGCCCUCAGGCCCUGAGGAGCUUCCCUGUCCUGGCGAGGGCAGCCGUGAGAACCUGCUGCACCAGGCCAUGCAGAACUCUGGCAUUGUCCUCGAGCGGGUCGCUGGGGAGGACGGUGCCCUGGAGCCAGCCCCUCCUGCAAGGUCCAGUCCCCAGCCCCUGGGAGAGGGAGCCCCGGAACUGCCACUGCUGGAGGUGGAGCAGAUGGAGACACAGGUGGCCAGUGAGGCCUCAGCUGUGCCCAGGACUCACCCGUGCCCUCAGUGCAGUGAGACCUUCCCAACAGCAGCCACCCUGGAGGCCCACAAGAGGGGCCAUGCAGGGCCGAGGCCGUUCACCUGUAUGCAGUGUGGCAAGGCCUUCCCCAAGGCCUACCUGCUCAAGAAGCACCAGGAGGUGCAUGUGCACGAGCGCCGCUUCCGCUGCGGCGACUGUGGGAAGCUGUACAAGACCAUCGCCCACGUGCGUGGCCACCGGCGUGUCCACUCGGACGAGCGGCCCUACCCUUGCCCCCAGUGUGGCAAGCGCUACAAGACCAAGAACGCCCAGCAGGUGCACUUCCGGACACACCUGGAGGAGAAGCCACACGUGUGCCAGUUCUGUGGCCGAGGCUUCCGGGAGAAGGGCUCGCUGGUGCGGCACCUGCGGCACCACACGGGCGAGAAGCCCUUCAAGUGCUACAAGUGCGGCCGCGGUUUCGCCGAGCAUGGCACGCUCAACCGGCACCUGCGCACCAAAGGGGGCUGCCUGCUGGAGGUGGAGGAAUUGCUGGUGUCAGAGGAGAGCCCUGCGGCGGCUGCCACCGUCCUUACGGAGGACCCACACACCGUGUUGGUGGAGUUCUCAUCCGUGGUGGCUGACACCCAGGAGUAUAUCAUCGAGGCCACUGCAGAUGAUGCAGAGACCAGUGAAGCCACGGAGAUCAUUGAGGGCACUCAGACGGAGGUGGACAGCCACAUCAUGAAGGUGGUGCGGCAGAUCGUGCACCAGGCCAGUGCUGGGCACCAGAUCAUUGUGCAGAAUGUGACCGUGGACCAGGAGGCAGGGCUGGGGCCGGAGGCAGCUGCCACUGACACCAUCACCAUUGCCACCCCUGAGAGCCUGACGGAGCAGGUGGCCAUGACGCUGGCCUCGGCCAUCAGCGAGGGCACCGUGCUUGCAGCCCGCACAGGUGCAAAUGGUGCCGAACAGGCCACUGUGACCAUGGUUUCAUCAGAGGACAUUGAGAUCCUGGAGCAUGCGGGCGAGCUGGUCAUUGCCUCGCCAGAGGGCCAGCUCGAGGUGCAGACUGUCAUCGUCUAGCACGGGGGCCUGUGGGUCACAGUUGGGCUGGGGCAGGGGCUGGACUGCUGAAGAUAAGAAGGCACAGAAUUCAGGCGUCCAGAAGACAUGGGGGAGUGUACAUACGCAGUUUUUUGUUUCUUUACAAUAAAACAUG
Molecule: messenger RNA, 2494 nt
Organism: Cynocephalus volans (Philippine flying lemur)
Lineage: Eukaryota; Metazoa; Chordata; Mammalia; Dermoptera; Cynocephalidae
Gene: E4F1
Product: E4F transcription factor 1
Exons: 14
Coding region: 1-2358 (785 amino acids)
Biological process (GO): regulation of transcription by RNA polymerase II
Cellular component (GO): nucleus
Molecular function (GO): DNA-binding transcription factor activity, RNA polymerase II-specific
Source: RefSeq, a predicted model, not a curated record